Halichondria panicea is the source of this 642-nucleotide messenger RNA. Its product is annotated as histone H2A-like. Gene Ontology annotation, molecular function: DNA binding; protein heterodimerization activity; structural constituent of chromatin. The record is from RefSeq and is a predicted model, not a curated record. Gene Ontology annotation, biological process: heterochromatin formation. Gene Ontology annotation, cellular component: nucleosome; chromatin. NCBI's taxonomy places the organism in Eukaryota, Metazoa, Porifera, Demospongiae, Suberitida, Halichondriidae. Bases 88 to 489 code for a protein of 133 amino acids. The transcript has a single exon.
GGGGCGGGGCAGAAACUCCUAGCUAGCUAGCUAGCUUAGUGCAGUGCAGUCAGUCACUCUUCGAUCUUCUCAACAAGAAUCAUCAUCAUGUCUGGACGUGGAAAAGGAGGAAAAGCUCGUGCCAAGUCCAAGACUCGAUCUGCUCGUGCUGGUCUACAGUUUCCAGUUGGUCGUGUUCACCGUCUACUCAGACAAGGCAACUAUGCUGAGAGAAUUGGAGCAGGAGCCCCUGUCUACCUCGCUGCCAUCAUGGAGUACCUAGCUGCUGAGAUCCUCGAGUUGGCUGGUAAUGCUGCCAGAGACAACAAGAAACAAAGAAUAAACCCAAGACAUCUCCAACUUGCUAUCCGAAACGAUGAGGAGCUGAACAAACUCUUAGCUGGAGUCACGAUUGCCCAAGGUGGUGUCCUUCCCAACAUCCAAGCUGUUCUGUUGCCCAAGAAGAGUGGCAGCAGUGGAAAGCCAUCAUCACAAAGUCAAGAAUUCUGAACUCAUCUCACACCCCUUUGAACAAUUGUCUUGUUGCAUUAUUUACAUGUAAAUCUAUACUCUCAAAAAUGUACUCUCAUCUCAAUCUCACGUUUUUCUAAUGUGUUGACAUAAUACUUACAUCUCGUUGUCUUAGUAUUAAUAUUGUACAUG